Phlebotomus papatasi is the source of this 1003-nucleotide messenger RNA. RefSeq lists its product as uncharacterized. NCBI's taxonomy places the organism in Eukaryota, Metazoa, Arthropoda, Insecta, Diptera, Psychodidae. The coding region runs from base 124 to 609 and encodes 161 amino acids. The transcript is spliced from 2 exons. The record is from RefSeq and is a predicted model, not a curated record.
AAACCCAAAUGAAUCAUCAGCACUUUUUUAAACACUCUCCGCUCUACAAUAUGAUUUAGUGUUGGAAAAUCUUCUCUUGUGAUCACACCUUUAAUAUUUGGCUGGAAAAUUUUGUGCUUCAUUAUGAAAGUCUUUGUGAUUUUUCUCGUGAUCUUCGCUGUGACAAAAGCAUCACUCUUUGACAGCAAUUUCUUAACUGAUGAUGAUGAUGCUCCGGAUAGUAAGGUUAACUUUUUAUCAGUGAACAACUUAGCUGAUUUUGUUGCUGAAAAUCCAGAAGCUGAACUGGAAAUGAUGCACAUGUACUCAGACUAUCGUGGACAAAUUAAUUAUGUACUUGGAGCACGCCAGAGAGGAGAUCGUCUUGUUGGGACUGCAUCAAAUGGCCAACGUUGGCCCCGUCCUCAGAAUGUUGAUAUUGAAAUUAAGUAUCCAACCAAAGGUCGUGGAGCUCUUGUUACCUAUGUCUCCUUAAAUAUUACUCAAAGUACCAAUCUUGGACGGGCUUACGUGACAAAGGGUGGAAUUCACCAACGAAAUAUCACCAUUGUUGUUGAAGCCUAUUCAACAACAUUCGUUCACUACAUUUGCAACAUUUUCGGCAUGUAAUCAUUUAUCUCUAUUGCCGCAAAAUAAUCUUAUCCAAACGCACACAAAGCUGUUCUUUAUCAAUUAAAAUGACAUUUGCCGAAAGCGACACGAAAAAAUAACAACAGCUUCGAACAAUCAACCUUUCUUUUUUAUAUUUUCUUUGGACGGAUGUGUAAUAAUGAAAAUUAUGAAAAGUUAAAAAGAAAGAAAGCAUAAAAUUUUUGAACCACAUUUAUUGUGAGUUUUAUCUCCAUGAAAAUGUAUGGUCUUCAUUGAUAAUAUUAAAGUCCAUAUAUUAUAAUUAGUUAAAGAAACAUUGUGUUAUAAUUUCUUUCUUUCAUUUAUAUUCAAAGAGCUCCCGUGAAUGUUUGAUAGCCGAAAAUACUGCUGCAAAUAAAGCUAUUAACUGGAA